Messenger RNA from Aureobasidium uvarum, 2802 nucleotides. NCBI's taxonomy places the organism in Eukaryota, Fungi, Ascomycota, Dothideomycetes, Dothideales, Saccotheciaceae. The record is from the annotation of a GenBank genome assembly.
AUGAAAGUCGCAAACUGUGGCAUCCACGGUUUCUAUGAGACCAUCGGCCUCGAUGUCGAUGAGUUACGAAUGUUCUGGACGCUUGAGAGCGACGAGUAUGCUGAGCAAACUGCGUACCGAGUCGUGAUCUCUGCAUCAGAGCAGAGCUUGAGUGCUGAAGCUUCUGCCGACAUCGACGCAACCUGGGAUUCUGGCAAAACCCCCACGAACGAGCAGCGAAACAUUCUCUGCAAACCAAAGGAAGGGUUCCGCUCAACAUGUCUCUACUACUGGAGAGUGACAGUAUGGGACAAACAGGAUGUCGCUUCCCACUCUGAGGUUCAGACCUUCUUCACCGCCUAUCCCAGAUCUCAACUGCUGCCACCUUACUCCAUGAAUCAGAAGUAUAUGCCACAUUCUAGUCUUAUCUUUCGUACAUGGUUUGAAGACAUCGAAAACAAGUGGAAGGCUGUUUGGAUUGGAGAUGGUGGUGAUAAGCCAUUGUACAUCCGUAAAAGCUUCAACUUGUCGCGUAAACCGUCCAAGGCUAUAGCUCUCGCCUCGGGUCUUGGACAUUUUGAUCUUCACGUAAAUGGUCAACCUGCUUCUGACCAUGUUAUCGAUCCUGGAUGUAAGUCAUCCUAUGUUACCGUAUGCUGUAUCAUGCUGAUUUUUUCAANNGGGUCAAACUAUCACCGUACCGUUCAGUAUGUCGGCUACGACCUCACAGCACAUCUUCAUGCUGGAGAUAAUGCUCUCGCAGCACAUGUCGGCAACGGUUUCUACGCUGGCAGUGGUACCGAGGAAGAUCGAUUCUUCUGGCCCAUGUACGAAGACAACACUUACGUUCGCUAUGGCAACGAGCUGUGCUUCUUCGCCGAGCUCCACUUGUUCUAUGAUGACGGCACCCACGACAUCAUCCAUACCGAUCCCUCAUGGAAGGUCCGCAAGAGUGCAACUACACUCGCGAACAUCUAUGCCUCCGAGACUCACGACAAGCGUUUGUAUCCCUCUGAUUGGACGUCGCCAGGUUUCGACGAGAGCGAGUGGGGUCCUGCAAAGCCUCUGACCGGACCUCGAGGCUUGCUGCGCUAUCAGAGUCAGCCACCAGUCAUUCUUCACGACAAACUCAAGCCUCAGUUUACAACAAGCCCUCGACAUGGUGUGGUCUGUUUCGACCUCGGACAAAAUGCUUCCAUCAUGCUUCAUCUGUCUGUGGAAGGGCCAUCCGGGUCAGAAGUCAUUGUCCGAUAUUCGGAAACGGCAAAUCAUGACGGAACAGUCUUGAUGCCUGACCCGCUGUUUAAAGACUUUGAGACAAAAGUCUACUCGAAGAUAUAUCUGGCUGGAACAGGAGGGCCCGAGGAUUGGCGACCUGACUUUUCCUUCACUGCCGCUCGAUACAUUCAGAUCGAAGGCGUUGCGCUAGAAGAAGGACAUGGACUACCCAUUGUACGAUCCGUAUACGGAAGACACAUCUCGUCGGCCUCACAGCGUAUUGGCUUCAUGAAGACCGACCAGAAUGACGUCAACGCACUCAUCAAGGCAUCGCAUUGGUCGCUGUCCAGUAACAUCUUCAGUUACCACACCGACUGUCCGCAGAUUGAGAAAUUUGGCUGGCUGGAGGUGACUCAUCUUCUUGCACCUGCGUCACAAUACGUGUUUGAUAUGGAAGCACUGUACACCAAAAUCAUAUACGAUAUGAUUGACGCUCAAGAACCUAGUGGUCUUGUCCCAACCAUGGCACCCGAGAUCAGAUAUAUGUGUGGUCCUCUACACGACACAAUCAGUUGGGGUGGAGCGUUGUGUUUGCUACCCGAGUUACUUGUCAAGUACUACGGCUCCACCUGGGUCAUACCGCAAGUCUACCCAGCCGCUGUAAGAUACAUGGACUAUAUGGAGACGAAAGAACGCCUCGGAGGGCUCAUCGAGCACGGUCUGGGAGAUUGGGGUCGCGACAUUGCCUGGGGAAAUCUACAAGCCAACAUCGAAACCGCUUACUACUACAAGUGCCUGCAGAACACCGCCAUGAUGGCCAAACAUCUCGGUCACUCAGAAGAAGCUGCAAAGUAUGAAACUUGGGCUGCGCGCGUCCUCGAGGUAUACAAUCGCGAACUUCUUAUCCCGGACGAUGAGACUCUGCCUUACGCUUACUACACCUCUCGCGACAACAUCGGCCAAAGAGACUGUCAAGCCGUCGCUCAAGCCUACGCUCUGCAGUUCGACAUGGUGCCUUCGCAACGCGUUUCCUCGGUACAACGCGCCUUCCUCGCCAGCGUAAGCGACAAUCGCAUCCGCUCCGGCGAACUCGGUCUCAAAUGCAUCUUCGAAACCCUCAUCGAUCUGCAGCGUCCAGACAUCGUGUUAGCAAUGGCCAGACAAGAAGAGCAUCCCAGUUACAUGCGCUUCUUACGUAAUGGAGAGACUACAUUCCUCGAGUUUUGGCAAGAUGAGUGUAGAUCCAAGAGUCAUGAUUUGUUCUGCACUAUUCAUGAGUGGUUUUAUGCUGGCGUAUUGGGAAUACGGCCGCAGGGGGACGCCUACAAGACUUUUAGUAUUGAGCCGCCGUAUGACUCGGAGUUCAAGGACGUGGAGGGUCAUGUUGAUUGUCCGUAUGGCAGAAUCCAGGUCAAAUUCAGCCAGACAGACGAAAAGGUGGCUUUGACUGUCUCUGUUCCUAUGGGAACACAGGCCUCGAUCAAAGUCCCAGAGACAUUCAAGUCUUCCUUCAAAGUGCUUCGAGGAGAUGAGACGAUAGCAGCGAAGGCAAAGGGGCAGUAUCUGCACUUGAAAAAUGGUAGCUACUCUGUCGAAUUCCGAUGA